Messenger RNA from Populus nigra (black poplar), 2352 nucleotides. Its product is annotated as probable plastidic glucose transporter 2. Gene Ontology annotation, cellular component: membrane. The record is from RefSeq and is a predicted model, not a curated record. NCBI's taxonomy places the organism in Eukaryota, Viridiplantae, Streptophyta, Magnoliopsida, Malpighiales, Salicaceae. Gene Ontology annotation, molecular function: hexose transmembrane transporter activity. The transcript is spliced from 14 exons. Bases 421 to 1890 code for a protein of 489 amino acids. Gene Ontology annotation, biological process: monosaccharide transmembrane transport.
ACACCUAGUACAAGCCAGCGAUGUGAAAAUGCAAUCUUACCAUCUUUUCCCAAUUUUAAUUACUGGUUUUUGGUGGUUAAAAAAAAUAAAUUUCCAGUUGUCCUCUCUGUAAAAAAUCGUUAAAGUUAAUGGCGGUGCUCUGUUUCUUCUACACUAGAAGAGAAACUCGUUCAAUCGCACCGCUCCACUCCCAGCGCACGUUAGCACGCCUACCCGCUUUUCCUUCUCCUUUAUACGUACUGAUUAAGCUGCUGUUUCUAGAAUAAGUUUGUUAUUUUUUCACUCUAGAUCUGAGAGUUUUUCGUUUCUCUUCACUGAGAGAAGCGAAAAGUAAACAACUCUGUUGAUUUAACCUUGUGGACGAUCGAAACAUAACAGUUAGCACUAGCAAUCAAGGUAAGCUGGCUGCAUUUUUUUGGCAUGCGGGGACAUCGAACGGGAGAGUUCUCUAUGUACAAGAGAAUGUCAUCUAGAGAUUUCACUGUUGCUGCUGAUGUAGAGGAUAAUUCUGUUGUUUCACAGAGCAUUCCGGAUCAAGAAAUUACAAAUCCUUCAUGGAGGUUGUCAUUUCCACAUGUACUAGCCGCAACCAUAUCAGCCUUCCUAUUUGGCUAUCAUCUUGGUGUGGUAAAUGAACCACUGGAGAGCAUUUCUUUGGAUCUUGGAUUCAAUGGAAACACCUUGGCAGAAGGUCUUGUGGUUAGCACAUGUCUGGGUGGUGCGUUGAUCGGAUCUUUAUUCAGUGGUUGGAUUGCCGACGGGAUUGGCCGUCGUAGGGCUUUUCAGUUGUGUGCUUUGCCCAUGAUUGUUGGCGCUUCUAUAAGCGCAACAACCAAAACUUUGGCUGGUAUGCUUUUAGGAAGAUUGCUGGUGGGAACUGGAAUGGGCCUUGGUCCCCCUGUUGCAUCUCUCUAUGUGACAGAGGUUUCUCCAUCCUUUGUGAGGGGAACUUAUGGAAGUUUCAUCCAGAUUGCAACAUGUCUUGGACUUAUGGCAGCUUUGUUUAUUGGAAUCCCUGUCAGAGAAAUAGCAGGCUGGUGGCGCAUAUGUUUUUGGGUUUCUACAGUUCCUGCUGGAAUACUUGCUCUUUCCAUGAUGUUUUGUGCAGAGAGUCCACAUUGGCUGUACAAGCAAGGAAGAACUGCUGAAGCUGAAGCUGAGUUUGAGAGGCUUUUAGGUGGAGCACAUGUCAAAUUUGCAAUGCAAGAGUUAUCCAAAUUAGACAGAGGGGAUGAUUCAGAUGUUGUGCAUUUCUCAGAAUUGCUUUAUGGUCGAUGUUUUAGAGUUGUUUUUAUUGGGUCAACCCUAUUUGCUUUACAACAGCUAUCUGGCAUAAACGCUAUAUUUUAUUUCUCUUCAACUGUGUUUAAAAAUGCGGGAGUUCCAUCAGACCUAGCGAAUGUCUUUGUUGGAAUAGCAAAUUUAUCAGGAUCUGUUAUUGCAAUGGUUUUGAUGGAUAAAAUGGGAAGGAAGGUGCUGCUUCUGUGGAGUUUCUCUGGAAUGGCAGUAUCCAUGGGCCUUCAAGUUGUUGCAGCAAGCUCUAAUAUGUUGGGCUCUGGAACUUUGUACCUAUCUGUUGGUGGCAUGCUAAUGUUUGUCUUCACUUUUGCUAUCGGAGCUGGUCCAGUUCCAGGCCUCCUCCUACCAGAAAUCUUCCCCAGUCGAAUCAGAGCAAAAGCUAUGGCAGUCUGCAUGUCUGUGCACUGGGUAAUAAAUUUCUUUGUUGGCUUGCUGUUCUUGCGUUUGCUGGAGCAACUCGGACCACGGCUCUUGUACACUAUCUUUGGUACAUUUUGCUUGAUGGCAGUGGUUUUUGUGAAGAGGAAUGUCACGGAAACCAAAGGAAAAUCACUCCAAGAAAUUGAGAUAGCCCUGCUUCCCCCUGAAUGAGAUCGGAUCUCUUCUGAUAACGCCACCAGGAGAAUUUUCCAUGGUUGAGUGAAGCCGCUGCUUAGAAGUUUCUAAGGUACGCCUACCUCGGUUGGGUGAUUGUAUAAUGAGAGCUAAACAAUACUACAGGGAGGGAGGGAGAGGGUAAUAAUAAUAAAAAUCCUACCUUCCAUCAGUAGCUUUUAGCAUUGACGUCCAUGCAUCUUGGAGCGUUUACGCAUACAGGGGACCGUGAAGUUUCUGUCGGCAACUCCGUCGACCAUGAAAGCUCUCAUGUAAAGCUCUACUGGUGUGGGUUUAUGGUACCCCACCCUUCAAAAAAGACAACAUGCAUAAACUAGGGACUUGGUUCUUCGCAAAAUUAUGAGCGCAUAAAUAUGUAUGGUAAAUUUAUUAUCUUUUUGAAGUUAAAAUUGACUAUUCGUGUUUUAAUCAUAUCAAAAGAUGAAGAUUGUGCACUAA